Molecule: messenger RNA, 4891 nt
Organism: Daucus carota subsp. sativus
Lineage: Eukaryota; Viridiplantae; Streptophyta; Magnoliopsida; Apiales; Apiaceae
Product: pentatricopeptide repeat-containing protein At1g06143-like
Exons: 8
Coding region: 94-1755 (553 amino acids)
Molecular function (GO): protein binding
Source: RefSeq, a predicted model, not a curated record
AGAAGAAAAACUAAUUUCAUUGGUCCGGCUAGCCAGGAGCCACCUCUGCCUAUGGCCAUACAUACAUCGUACAUGUAAUAUCAAUGAAAUCACAUGUACGAUACUGUUAUGAACUGUUUCAAAAAAUGUUUCAACUUAAAAGAACUCGAAUGCCUCUAUGCCUUGAUGAUCAAGAACAAUGCUGUGCAAGAUUGCUUCUACAUGAACCAAUUUAUAACAACCUGUUCUACAUUUCGUCGAACAGAUUAUGCAGUUCGAGCAUUUAUACAGAUGAAAUCCCCCAAUGCUUAUGUAUAUAAUGCUAUAAUCAAAGCUUUUAUUCAUUGUUUAAACCCCAUCCAAGCUCUACACUUUUAUUUAAGUAUGUUGAGAGCUGGAGUUAGCCCAAGUAGCUAUACAUUUCCUUCAGUGAUUAAAGGGUGUGUGUUAGUUUCUGAUUUAGGGUUUGGAGAAUCUGUUCAUGGGCAGAUUUUUAGAUUUGGGUUUGGUUCAAAUGUGUUUGUUCAGACUUCUUUGAUUGAUUUUUACUCUGGGUUUGGGAGACUUGUGGGUGCAAGACAGGUGUUUGAUGAAAUACCCGAGAGGGAUGGUUUUGUGUGGACUACGAUGCUUUCAGGUUAUUCGCGUGGCGGUGAUAUGGGUUCUGCGAGGAGAUUGUUUGAUGAAAUGCCGGAGAGGAAUGUGGCUACUUGGAAUUCUCUGAUUAAUGGUUAUGCGAGAGUGAGGGAUAUGGGGAGUUGUGAGUUGUUGUUUAGAGAGAUGCCGGAAAAGGAUUUGAUUUCGUGGACGACGAUGAUUAGUUGUUAUUCUCAGAAUAAGUUGUAUAGUGAAGCAUUGACAGUGUUUAGUGAAAUGAGGAUGAAUGGAGUUAGACCUGACGAGGUUACGAUGACCACUGUGAUUUCUAGCUGUGCACAUCUUGGGGCGCUUGACCUGGGAAAGGAUAUUCAUCUCUAUGUUAUGCAAAAUGGGUUUGAACUUGAUGUUUAUAUUGGGUCUGCGCUAAUUGAUAUGUAUGCAAAAUGCGGGAGCUUGGAAAGAGCUCUGGUUGUGUUUUUCAAGUUACAGGAGAAGAAUUUAUUCUGUUGGAAUUCGAUUAUUGAAGGACUGGCAGUACAUGGGCUUGCUGAAGAAGCAAUCUCAAUGUUUGGCAGGAUGGAGAAAGAUAAUAUAAAACCUAAUGGUGUUACAUUUAUUAGUGUUCUGAGUGCUUGCACUCAUGCCGGACUAGUUGAAGUGGGUCGCAGAUGGUUUAAGAAGAUGACACAUGAAUUGUCGAUUACACCACAAAUUGAGCACUAUGGAUGUAUGGUUGAUCUGUUGUGCAAGGCUGGUCUUUUCGAAGAUGCAUUAGAACUUAUACAAAGCAUGACAAUGGAACCAAAUGCUAUAAUCUGGGGCGCAGUACUAGGAGGGUCAAAGCUAUACAAAAACUUGGAUAUUGCUCAAGUUGCAGCGAAUAUGCUAAUGGUUUUGGAGCCAAACAAUAGUGGAUAUUACAGUCUUUUAGUCAGCAUGCAUGCUGAUGCAAACCGAUGGAAUGAAGUUGCUAAAACUAGGUCAGCUAUGAAGGAACUUGGAGUAGAAAAGAGUUGCCCUGGCUCUAGUUGGAUUGAAAUGGAAAGCAAGAUUCAUCAGUUUGCAGCAUCUGAUAAAUGUCACCCAGCCGCUAGCCAAAUUUAUUCUCUUCUACAUGAAUUAGAAAGCCAGUUAAAGCUGUAUGGCCAUGUAUUGGAGUUCGAGUUUUUUACAUAGAUUUAACACGAGAUAUAAUGGACAAAGAAACUGUUCGACUCUUACAUGAUCCCCUUUUACGUAAAAGUAUUAGUUUAAAUGGUAAUUAGUUGGAGAUGAGAAGCUCGAAUAUCCUAGUGAUUGAACAAUUCAAACAAUCAUCUGACAGGAAUGCAAAGACCUGAUUGGAUAUUCUAAAGAAGCCAGAAUAGUUGGUCAGCUCUUUGAUGGUCUGUAGUUUCAGCUAGUGAUCAAAUGGAAUAUUUUGGAUCAGCAUAUCAGAAGUAUUCUAGUGGCACGAUGUGUGCAAUCAAAUUGGUUUAUAUGGGGGAUUUUCUGUUGCAUAAUUGAUCCCUUUAACUGUUUAAAUCAGGGAUGUCUUAUUUCUCACACUUUAUGAUGUUGUCUAUGUAGUUUCCAUUAUUUGAAGUGAUCUUCUAUCUCACUUCUCUCUGGUUUGUGAUAUAGAAACUUGAAAUAUAAGUUUAAAUUAAGAUUGCUAGUCAUGAUAAAACCUAACUGCUAGUUUGAAUAAAGAUUUAAGGGUUGUUGAAUUUUGAUGUCAAAUAACUGAUUGGAUUAUAUAAUAUUCCACAUGUAGCGUUUUGGGUUCAUAUUUUGGCACAUGUACACUGUUCAUUGAUUAGUUUGUCCUUUUACUUGGUAAUAUUAUUUUAUUUUAUUUUUGCUUUUUUCAAACUAAAAUUUCUAAUGCAUCGUUAAUACUGAAGAUGCUUCCUUUUACAACUGCUAGAACUAGAUGCAGAGUGCUUUGUGAAACUUAUUUAGAGUAGGAUCGCGAUUGAACUCAUACAUAAAUUAGCUUGUAACUUAUCGUUUCAAUUUCUUUAUAAUAAAACACUACUCACUACUGAUAAUUAGAAUCUAGACGGUAGACUAAAAAGACACGAGGAAGUUUGAAUUGUGAAAUAUACUGAUAAGCUCCUACUGAGCUAUGUACAAUAAUAUUGUCAAUUCAAGAGGCCAAGUUCUCUCCCACUUCUAACAUAUACUGUAACUAAUAAAUCAACAGCCUUCCUUCUUUGUCCUAGUCCUUCUCUUAUACCACUAGUUUGUGACAACACUUCUUCUUCCCCAAGUUGCCCUCACUUUUAAACUGAAUUAGCCAUUCUGCCCUUUCUUGCCAUGUCUGGCUUAUGGUAGUUCACUUAAGGAUCCAUUGUCAUGCAUUAUGUCCUCAUUGUUAUAUGUAGCUUUAAAUAAUUGCUUUCAUCCAGGUCUUGCAAAUAAUUUCCGAAAGUCCCUUCAGUUUAAAUCAUAGAUGUGGAUGGUUUCUGUUUGUGCUAACUCGUUUUCCUACACUUCUUGAUCUGAAACUGAUUCUUAUAUGUGUUUGGUACGCAUAUGUGAAUUUACUUUGGUCUCAAAGUCUGGAGAUUGCUUGGAGUUUAAUUUAGUGAUUGUAUCAGUGCUUACUUAAUGUUUUUGUUAUACUUGCAGUAUUCUGACAGGUUGCAUCCUCCCUGUUCAUCUGUGGUACGGAUAUCCGUAUAACCCGCAAUUGCCAUAAUGAUCUGUUUGGUAACCUUGAUUUGAUUUCAAAUCCUGUAUUUGUUCAAAUUCACUGUUUGGCAAAUUUUAAAAAUUGUGGAUUUGGAUUUGUUCAAUUCCAUCAAAUUUAAACCAAAGUCAAAAUAAAAUGAUUUGAAUUACUAGUCUCCCACAUGUCAUUUCAAAUAAAAAAACAAAACACAGAACUCUCUCCUUCACGAUUCACGCACCUGCUUCGGCCCCAAAUAGCUUCUGCUCGCUCCUCCUCUCCUGCCAUCAUUUCACGCUGCUGCUCGCUUCUCUUCUCUCAUGCCAUCUUUCCAUCUCCGCUGUAAAUUCAAAGGAAUUUUGUGAAAACUUGCGGGAACUGCCCAGAAUAUCUAGAUAUGUUCCAGAAAUUGCUCAGAAUCUCCAGAUUUAUUCACGUUUUCGAUUCAAAAUGGUGGUGACGGUGGUGGAGAUGGCGGAGGUGAAGGUGGAGAUGGAGGAAGGAUGAUUGUAGUAGGUGGUUGGAGCGUUGCUGGAAUAGUGGCGGCUCCGCCGAGUGAAAUUGAGCCGAGGUGGAGAAAGGAGUAUGAACGGGGCUGAAGGAGGUUGAAGCAACGACCAAUAUGGGGCUGGUGAAGAUGGAGGUGGAGAUUGUAUUGUUGAAGAAAUAAUGGAGGUGGAGGUGGAGAUGGAGGUGGUGGUUAUGGAGGGGGCGGGCGGCAUAAAGGUGGUGGUGGUUAUGGAGGGGGCGACUACGAAGGUGGUGGCAGUGGCGGAUGUGGAGGUGGGGUUGGUGAAGAUGGAGGUGGGGUUGGUGAAGAUGGAGGUGGAGAUGGGGUUGUUUAAAAGUUUAGUAGCAUUUGCUUUAGGUUUUAGUGAUAUUCCAGGUUGGUUUUUAGUUUUUAGAAUAAGGAGGUUUCUAUUGGAGCAAGACUCUCUCUCUCUCUCUAUAUAUAUAUAUAUAUAAUAUGUGAUUACUGAUUAUUGUACUAGAUUGAACGCCUAAAAAGUAUAAUGUCGGAUGAAAUUGAGUAUUCGAGAUUCGUGUAAACGUUUGAGGGAUGAUGAAGAUAUGGAGUUGGUUACGAUAGUUGCGGGUUUUAUUGUGGUUGUAGCAGCGGUCUCAUAUGGUUAAAUGUAUAGGGUGAAAGAGGUAACUUGGAAUGAGUGCGAGCGUGCUCAAAUCAGGGCUACAUGGAUGAACACUUUAACAAAUGACUAGUAAUCAUGUUAUCCAAUGUCAUCUGCUCUGCUCACUAAUGACUAGUAAUUAUGUUAUCCAAUGGCUUGUAAUUAUGUUAAAUAUCUGUAAACGAGAUCCAGUAGCAUAAAACUUGGGUCUGAUUCUGUCGGACAAUUGACUAGUUUUUUCUUCUCUGUCGGUUUUGUAAGCUGAUAUAAUACAGACUGGAUUCUUUUUAAAGCUGUAAUCAAAGUUCUGCAGGAGAAGGAUUUGAUAGAAGGCAGGUAGAAGCAGCCCCUUGUCUCCCCAAGUGCUAAACAAUUUACAAAUAUAGUGGAGUGGUGAUGGCUCCUCGAUUCUCCCCUCUGAUCCUUAUGAUCGCGCUGUUGCGCGAUUCUGGGCUGCGUAUUUUGAUGACAAGGUGGUUCCAGUGAUCUUCAAGCUGAGUUUUGGUCCAGAGAGCGAAAGGGUGGC